Thunnus maccoyii (southern bluefin tuna) is the source of this 2410-nucleotide messenger RNA. RefSeq lists its product as uncharacterized. The transcript is spliced from 2 exons. NCBI's taxonomy places the organism in Eukaryota, Metazoa, Chordata, Actinopteri, Scombriformes, Scombridae. The record is from RefSeq and is a predicted model, not a curated record. Bases 1002 to 2009 code for a protein of 335 amino acids.
AUGGUUAUGUUACAUAAUCAAUGCUGUCGCCAUGGUAGCUACUUGUCAAUCACAAUGUAGCCACACCCUAAAGAAUAUGCUGCUUUAUCAUCCAUUUUACUCUAAAUGGGACCAUAAUUUACAAAAUGAACAUAAUGCUGUGUUGAGGAAGACUUAAAACUAGUGAUUGAGACCAUGAACUCAUCAGGAAAUUAGUUUAUGGUUGGAAGAGAACUGUGGCCUGUGUGAAACAGCCCCGUUAAAUCUCCACCACAUCCUUUGUGGCUGCAAGACCGCUUUGGCCCAGGGUCAUUACAGGUGGCAGCAUGACCAGAUGCUAAGGAAGCUGACAGAACUCAUAGACAGUAUGAGAGUCUUGACAAACAAGAAGCCCCGAUGUCACCAGGAAGCAGCUUGUCCAGUUUGUACCAGCUGGACAAUCAGUGCAGAACCCACACAGGACAGGACAGCAGCCUUGGCCCCAAGAAAUGACUGGUCAAUGAGAGCAGACCUCAACAAGCAGCUAAGGUUCCCCAUGGACAUCACCACCAUCACACUGAGACCUGACAUCGUCCUGUGAUGUCUUGAUAGUCGAGCUGACAGUUCCAUGGGAAAAGGGCAUGCAGGAAGCAUAUGAAAGGAAAAAGCUGCGGUAUGCCAAACUAUUGGUGGAAUGCCAAGAGGAAGCCUGGAGAGCAACAACCUAUCCAGUAGAAGACAGCUGCCACAGCUUUGGAAACCUCUCAACUAAGCGCUUCCUGAGAAAUGUUCGCUUCACGUCAGAGAAGGUCAAAAAAGUCCGACAAGAUCUCUCCAAAGAAGCAGAGAAGGGAAGUUUCUGGCUCUGGCUGCGAAGAAAAGACAAGAGCUGUAGUGGAAGCACCUGACCAUCUAAAUCCAGCUGCAGAGAGCAGCAAGGAGACGUCCCUGAUGGCUACCCCACCAUCCUGAGAUGUUCUGGGGUUAAGUGGUGAAGACCCUGCAGCUGGUACUCAGGCACUGGUGGAGGUGCAACAAGCAGAAUGUCAUGCCCCAGCUGGACAGCUGAUGUUCCACAGAUCACUACAUCUUCAUCAUCAUCAUCAUCAUCAGACCCUGACAACCACACGAUGGGUAACGGGCUGAGUGAGGAGAGGAAGGAGAGGGAGCAGCGAGAACUCGACAGGUUUGUGGGUGAAAUCAGUGACGGUCCAGAUGUGAAAGUCAAUCAGAACAUUGUGAAGUUCUGCAGUCUGGAUUCUUCAGACAUGCUGAGACAACACUAUGAGAGGAGGAUGGGGGUGUCUGACUGCGCUCCAGACUGGAUCAAGAACCUGGCGGAGAAGCUGGGCGCCUUCAUGUCAGCUCCUGAGCUGGCGGGUCUCGGAGCGCUCGCCGUUGCCAUCUUCAUCGACAUCGUGUCGUUCAGUCCACCGGAGGAGAGCAUGAAGGACGCUCUGCGCUGCGUGUUUGCUGAGGAGAAAGCCUCCGAGGUCUGGGAUCAGAUCGAUGAGUGUCUGAAGAGAUGCAUGAUGCACAUUAACGAUGACCAAAAGCUGAGCAGCGACCUGCAGCGGAUCGAGUGCCAGUUGAGCGCCGCGCUCACCAAGCUGAAGAACUCCAUGUUGAGGGACGGCCACAUGACGAACGAAGCUCUGAAGGCCUGGGUGAACGGGGCGGCCUUCCACAUCCAGAUGUUGAUUCACCUGGUGAGACUGGGAGGGACAGUUACCUGCAACACCGUGAAGACUCUCAUCUCUGUUUACCAGACUGAGCUGGACCAGCUGUUCAAAGAGCAUGAGAAGAUGACUGAAAAGAAGUGCACAGUGUUGUUUAAGGUGGGUGAAAUGUUUCAGUCAGUAUUCGUUCUAGUGGAUGAAGAUGCAAAACGGCACACUCUUAAUUUUCACAACUUCCGCCGUGCAGAAUUUCAGAAGCUGUAUUACGAUCACAGGUAUGGCCAACAAAAGCGUGAGACUGAGAACCACUUCAAUUACAUGAGAGAGAAUCUGCAGAGUCUGGUUAGUCAGAGAGACUCCUUUAACUUCUAAUGAGAGAGACAAAAGUAUGAGGACACUCAAACAUAGCAGACAUUUGUGACAGCUGUACCAUGACUUUGUACACAUUGUCAUCAGGACAGUUAUCAUUAUCUGGACUUUUCUCGACCUCAUGUGGGUGAUUUGAAUUAAACUUGUCUGUCUUCUAGUUGUUUUGACUUGUUGAACAGGGCUGUCCACAUACUUUUGGUCACAUACUGUUUCUAUUGUUUGGUGUAAACUGAUGCAGUGAAGUAAAUAUGAUCAAUGACUGAAGGAUUUACUAUAAAGUCACUCUCGACUACGUUAUGAAUAGUUACAGUAAUGCAGUAUAUUUAAUAAAUAAUCAUUUCAGUGGAUUACGAUGGAUUGUCAACCAGACAUCCCAAAUCAUAGGCAACCCACUCACCUCAGCU